AUGCCGAUUGAUAUCCUUUCCUCGGCCAUCUUCGAUGGUCCUGAAACGAUCCCCGGUUGGAGCUACAUAAAAACUUACGUUCCAAUUGUCACAGCUUUGGGUGCCGCCAAGUAUUAUUUCGGUGGGUCAGCCAAUACCAGUGACAGAAACAUGCACGGACGGGUUUUUAUUGUCACUGGAGGAACAUCUGGGUUGGGUGCUGAGGUUGUGUAUCAGUUGGCGCAGCGUGGAGCACAGGUGGUGCUCUUGUGUCGACUGGUUCAGGAUCAAUGGACAGUUGACUUUAUUGACGACAUGCGUGAGAAGACCAACAACAAUUUGGUAUUUGCUGAACUUUGUGACUUGCUGCUGCUUCAUUCCGUUCGUCAAUUUGCUACUACAUGGCUUGACAGCAGCACUCCAAGACGGUUGGAUGGUGUAGUAUGCUGUGCAGCCGAUUGCACCCCGCGUGGAAGCGCCCGGAGCGUUACUGUAGACGGCGCUGAGCGUCAGAUGGCUGUCAAUUAUUUGGCUCACUAUCAUCUACUUACCCUUCUCCGACCAUCGAUGCAUGUGCAGCCGCCAGACCGAGAUGUGAGAAUCGUGCUUACAACAUGCUCGUCACAGGCGCUAGGACCAAUUGAUCGAGACGAUUUCUUAUGGGAAAAGCGAGCUUAUCCUCAGAAUGCCCCUUGGAAAGUGUAUGGUGCUUCCAAAUUACUUCUUGGGAUUUUUGGACGACUGUUGCAAAGAGAUUUAUUGGCUUAUGAGAGACCUGACUCGGCACCAUGUAACAUUCAGGUCAGCAUCGUGAACCCUGGUAUCAUGCGCACUGCUUCAACCAGACGUGCGCUUUCUUUCGGAACUAUUUGGGGACUUCUCUUGUAUAUACUCUUAUUCCCUGUGUGGUUCAUAUUCUUCAAGAAUAGCUACGAAGGAGUGCAAUCGGUCUUAUUUGCCUUAUUUGCGCCUGUAUUUGGCCCUCAUGACGGGGGUAAUUUGAUCCAGGAGUGUAAAAUUCUCACCAAGGGACGGGAGGAGUACUACGAUUACGAGCUUCAAGACCAAAUUUUUAAGUAUACAGCCGAGGCGAUCGAUACAAUGGAGCGGAAUUCUGCCAUUGAGCGGAAAAAGGAAGAGAAACGGUUGGGUCUUGAUAAAGUGAACGAGAAAAAGAGAGUAGAUAAGAUGAGAGAUCUUAGCCAGAAGCCCACCACGACUGAGGAGUUGGAACAGAAGCUUCUGGCAAUGCGUGAACUGAUGAAUUUCCCGCUCGGAAACCCAAAGAUUGAAGCCGAAGUUUUGGCACAAGCAUCGGGAAGAGAGACCAAGAAGAUUCAACCAAAGAAGAAGGGCAAACGGAAGUUGUAA
This is a messenger RNA of Australozyma saopauloensis, 1350 nucleotides long. Its product is annotated as putative oxidoreductase. Lineage: Eukaryota; Fungi; Ascomycota; Pichiomycetes; Serinales; Metschnikowiaceae. The transcript has a single exon. Bases 1 to 1350 code for a protein of 449 amino acids. The record is from RefSeq and is a predicted model, not a curated record.